AUGUCAGUGAUAUCCUGGAACUGCCGUGGAAUUGGUGCUCGUGAAAAGCGAUCUCAAUUCAGGAAACUAACUAAUACACAUAAACCCAUCUUUCUUUUCAUUCAAGAAUCUAAAUCUGAGAUUGUUAAUCCCAAAACCAUCAAAACCAUAUGGCCUGAGGAUGAUAUCGAAUGGCUAUGCAGUCCUUCAAAUGGAAAUUCGGGGGGUCUUAUUUCCCUCUGGAAAAAAUCGGGUUUUCAAAUAGAAUCGUCCACCAUUCAGCGAAAUUGGAUUGCUAUUCAAGGAUUAUUGCCAUCCUCUAGCUUCAAAUGUCUACUCAUCAACAUAUAUAACCCUUGUAGCAUUGAAGGAAGGGCUGUUGUCUGGAACGACAUUGUGGAUUUCUGCAGAAAUAACUCUUUUCCAACCCUAAUUAUGGGUGAUUUCAAUGAAGUUCUCUCCUCCUCUGAGAGAGGCAGUGGACUUUUAACUCAAGAAGGUGUUGAUGACUUCAGAAAUUUUAUCCAAACCAUGAGCCUAAUUGACAUCUCCUGCUCAAAUGGGAUCUUUACAUGGUUCCAUGGCAACCGAAAGAGUAAGCUUGACCGAUGUCUAGUUACAUCUGAUUGGAUCCUUCAAUAUCCGAACCUCUCAAUCCAAAUCCUCAACCGAACAAUUUCCGAUCAUUGCCCUAUUUUUGCCCAUUCCCCCAACUCCAAUUGGGGCCCGAAGCCCUUCCGGUUCCUAAAUUGCUGGGUCUCACACCCAAAUUUUCUACCCACGAUUUCACUCGCUUGGGACAACUCCCAACAUCUCCCCAUGUCUGAUAAAUUAAGGCAAGUAAAAUCAAGCCUCAAAAAGUGGAACGAAACUGAGUUCGGGUUCAUCGACACCAAAAUAAAAGAAUUGGAGGAUCAAAUCCAAUACUUUGAUAACACUGCCAAUGACCGCACCCUCUCAAACACUGAACUUGACAAGAGGAAAUCCGUGCAGAUUGAUCUAUGGUCCUGGCUGAAAAAAAAAGAAGUUUAUUGGGCUCAAAUCUCACGGUCUAAAUGGCUUAAAGAGGGGGACAGGAACACCAAGUUUUUUCAUACUCUAGCCUCAAUUCGAAGGCAAAAAAAUUUUAUUUCAUCUGUGCUUAUUGAUAACACUAACAUUGUUGAUUGUGCAGGAAUAAAAUCUGAAGCAGUUUCCUAUUUUCAGAAAAUCUUUCAGGAGGAUGUUAAAAACAGACCUAAGUUCGAAAACCUUGAAUUUCAGCAACUACUCCCAUCUCAAAGGGAUAUGCUGUGUGAGCCUUUCUCUUAUGAUGAAAUUGAUGCGGCUGUUGCAUCAUGUGAUGGCAAUAAAGCUCCCGGGCCCGAUGGAUUCAAUUUUAAUUUUGUCAAAACUGCGUGGGAAGUUAUCAAACAGGAUGUUUAUGAUAUGGUUCGGAGAUUCUGGAAUACAGCCAAACUUCCAAAAGGAUGUAACAAUGCUUUUAUUGCCCUAGUUCCGAAAAUUGAAACUCCCACAAGCUUCAAGGAUUAUAGACCUAUUAGUAUGGUCGGGUGUCUCUAUAAAAUUGUAUCAAAAAUUCUUGCGCGAAGAUUACAAAGGGUGAUGGAACAUUUGGUGGGACCUCUACAAUCAUCCUUCAUCGGGGGUCGGCAGAUUCUUGAUGGAGCUCUAGUAGCGGGAGAAAUUAUUGAAUCUUGUAAAAGAUUCAAAUCUGAGGCAGUUCUUCUGAAACUUGACUUCCAUAAGGCCUUUGACAGUAUUUCAUGGAGCUAUCUGGAUUGGGUACUUGAGCAGAUGGGCUUUCCUGACCAAUGGCGCGAGUGGAUGAAAUCCUGCGUAAUGUCAGCUUCAGCUUCCAUUUUGGUUAACGGAUCUCCGACGCAGCCUAUCAAGUUACAGCGGGGCCUCCGUCAAGGGGACCCCUUGUCCCCUUUUCUCUUUAAUCUGGCGGUAGAGCCCUUGAAUCUUCUCAUGAAAAAGGGGCUGAAUCUUGGACUAUGGGAUGGAAUUGCUUCUCGGCCCAACGGAUGCAUUGUGUCCCAUCUCCAGUAUGCGGACGACACCAUUAUCUUCUGCCCCCCCUCUAUGGAUUAUCUCUGCAACAUCAAGAAAACUUUGAUUGUGUUUCAAAUAGCCUCAGGCUUGAGUGUGAAUUUUCAUAAGAGUGCUUUGUACGGCAUCAAUGUAGACCAAAUAUGGCUCGAAUCCGCGGCCAAGGCUCUCCUUUGUCGAACGGGCUCGCUUCCUUUCAAGUACCUUGGGCUUCCAAUUGGAGGUAAUUACUCUAGGAUUGAUACUUGGAACCCUAUUGUAGAUAGGAUGAGUAAAAGACUAGCAUCCUGGAAGGGUAAAAUGCUUUCGAUUGGGGGACGUAUUACUUUGAUAAAAGCUUCUUUAUCAAGUCUUCCGUUGUAUUUCAUGUCCCUUUUUCCCAUUCCCAAGGGGGUCAUUGCAAAGCUCGUCAAAAUUCAGAGGGACUUUCUUUGGUGUGGAGUAGAAGGAAAGCGAGCCUUUCCUCUAGUUGCUUGGGAGAAAUUGGAACGGCCCAUUUCCCUUGGGGGCCUGGGUAUUGGCAACUUAUUGCAAAAAAAUGUGGCCUUACUUUUCAAGUGGUUAUGGAGGCUUUUUAGUGAGCCCAAAGCAUUUUGGAGAAAUUUUAUUAUGGAUAAAUAUGAGUAUCCUUCCUCUCUCACUUUUAAUGAUGUUAAAAUCCCAAUUCGUGGUGGGCCUUGGAAGGCCAUUUGCAGCUCGGUCUUAAAGCAUCCUUGUGCAAGGUUAUUUGGGCCUCAAAAAAUCAGGAAAUUUGUGGGGAAAGGAACUCAAACUUUCUUUUGGAAAGAAGUGUGGAUUGGUGAACUGCCGCUAAAAGAUCUUUUCCCUCGGUUACAUCGGCUCGCUAUUAACCCUUUGGCUACGAUAUCCUCACUGGGAAUUUGGGAUGGGCAUGAAUGGCAGUGGAUUUUGGCAUGGCGAAGACCUCUCAGGGCCCGUGAUAUAGAAGAAAGGGAUCACCUUUAUGAGUUGCUAAAAAGCGUUGUUCUUGAUCUCUCAUGUGAUGACUAUUUAGUAUGGGCUCCAAAUAAAUCUGGAAUUUUUUCUGUGAAAUCCGCAUCCCUCGAGCUUGCCAAGGGGUCAAUUUCAACAUCCCACGAUAUUAUUAAAGGGGUAUGGAGAGGUCUAGUUCCCUAUAGAAUUGAGAUAUUCUGUUGGUUGGCUCUCUUGGAAAAAAUUAAUACAAAAUCUAAGUUGGGCCGACUUGGAAUUAUUCCAAUCGAUGAAGCGAACUGCGUGUUCUGUAAUGCUGAGCUUGAAACCACCAAUCAUCUCCUUCUUCACUGUCGGUUCUCUUGGAAUCUCUGGUCUUGGUGGCUGAAUUUAUGGGGACUCUCUUGGUCAUUUCCAGAAACCAUAAAAAAUGCCUUCCUUCAAUGGCAAAUUUACGGGAAGGGAAUUUUUUUCAAGAAAAUCUGGCAUUCUAUUUUCUUCAUCAUCAUAUGGUCUCUUUGGAAGGAAAGAAAUUCAAGGAUCUUCAAUAACUCUGCCUCUUCUCUGGAGGAAAUUCAAGACUUGAUUCUAUUGAGGCUAUGUUGGUGGAUUAGAGCUUGGGAUGAUAGAUUUCCAUUUACAAGUUCUGAAGUUAUUCGCAACCCAGCUUGCCUCAAGUGGGUUCAGUCCGAUGGCUGCAAAUCCGGUACUGCUAUUGUAGUAAAUCCGCCGAUGGUCCCAUGGUCUCCUCCAAUGGUGAAUCAGUUGCAGUGGAAUGUGGAUGCUUCUUUCAAGCCAGAGUUGGAUCGUGCAGCUGUAGGUGGAGUUCUGAGAGACGAUAAAGGCUUUUUUAUCUGCCUUUUUUCCAGCCCCAUUCCCAAAUUGGAAAUCAACUCUGCUGAGAUUUAUGCUAUUUUCAGAGCUUUAAAAAUAUCUUUCAGCUCUGACCGAAUUAAGGGCCAUCAUCUUAUAAUAGUGUCUGAUUCCGCUAAUGCUGUAAGGUGGGUUAAUCAAGAUGAUGGAGGACCUUGGAAUCUUAAUUUCAUGCUCAAUUAUAUACGCAAUGCAAGGAAGUCCUGGAUAUCUUUAUCGAUAGUUCACAGGGGCAGAGAAUCAAAUGGGGUUGCUGAUGCCCUUGCAAAGCAAGGGUUGAGUAGAGCAGAUGAAUUCCUAGCCUGGUUAUAA
Molecule: messenger RNA, 4152 nt
Organism: Beta vulgaris subsp. vulgaris (sugar beet)
Lineage: Eukaryota; Viridiplantae; Streptophyta; Magnoliopsida; Caryophyllales; Amaranthaceae
Exons: 1
Coding region: 1-4152 (1383 amino acids)
Molecular function (GO): nucleic acid binding; RNA-DNA hybrid ribonuclease activity
Source: RefSeq, a predicted model, not a curated record